Beta vulgaris subsp. vulgaris (sugar beet) is the source of this 2498-nucleotide messenger RNA. Its product is annotated as putative pentatricopeptide repeat-containing protein At1g12700, mitochondrial. Gene Ontology annotation, molecular function: protein binding. The transcript is spliced from 2 exons. Bases 182 to 2005 code for a protein of 607 amino acids. Lineage: Eukaryota; Viridiplantae; Streptophyta; Magnoliopsida; Caryophyllales; Amaranthaceae. The record is from RefSeq and is a predicted model, not a curated record.
GAUAUUUCUGGAUCGAACUUAGCUUUCCAUUGAACUUGAAAUUUACUCGUUAUUUUAACCAUUUACCCAAAUUGAAGGUGCCUUCACAAAAUCACGCUUUUUCACACAACUAAAAUUUUGGAAGAAGACACACUCAGACUCAGUGAGAAGAAGAAGACUCAAAACUCAACACUCAACAGUUAUGAAUUUCUGUUGCAGAGCUGCUUCUUCCUUUGCAAUCUUUCAUGGCGGAAAAGGUACUUUCUUUUCCCCUUUUCAAUUUCAUUUUCGAAAUUACUCUCAUUUCUCCAAUGCACGAGAUGCUGUUAAAGAAGAUCGUCAGUUGUUUCUCAAAUCAGUUAGAGAGCAUUGUAAAUUAGGGUUUUCAAAUCUCAAUUAUCCCCUUUCUCUCUUCCAUCAAUUGAUCUCUUUGCGUCCCCUUCCUUCUAUCAUUGUUUUCACUCAACUGUUUACUGCUAUGUCUAAAUUGAAACGCCUUCAACCUCACUCCACCCUCAUCUCUCUCCUCAGAGAGCUAGAGUUAUCUGGUAUUCGACCCGAUAUGCAUACAUUGGGUAUUCUCACCAAUUGUUACUGCCAUUUGGGCCGCUUUGAUUUCGGCUUCUCUCUUCUCGCCAAAAGCCUUAAGCUUGGUUACCCCUUUGAGGGUGAUUGUGUUAUCUUUACUACCUUAAUUAAUGGCUAUAUCCACUGUGAUAAGCUUCCUCAAGCUCUUCAAUUGCUCGAUCAAAUUUUUAAGCUAGGUUUCCAACCCAACAUUGUUACCUAUGGUGCUAUUUUCAAAGGCCUUUGUCAGAUUGGUGACAAUGCUGCUGCCCUUCACUUGCUUAAGAGGAUGCAUUCUGGUUGUUGCAAACCUAACCUUGUUAUAUAUAGCACCAUCAUUGAUAGUCUUUGUAAGGAUAGGCUGUUGAAAGAGGGCCUCGACCUGUUCACCGCCAUGAAAAGUGAGGGCAUUAUACCUAACGUUAUCACUUAUACCUCCUUAAUUAGAGGUCUCUACAACUCCGGCUCCAAGGUCGAGGCUAGAUAUAUGCUGGCUGAGAUGUUGGAGUGUAAUGUAGCACCAGAUGUUCCCACCUUCAGCAUGCUGGUUGACAUGUUUUGCAAAGACGGGAAUGUUGAUGAAGCACAAGCUAUUCUAGACUACAUGAUUGAGAGAGGUGAGAUUCCAAAUGUCAUAACUUACAGUGCUUUACUUGAUGGUUAUUGUUUGCGUGGUCAGAUGGAGGAUGCGGAAAAACUACUUGAUUUGAUGGCGAAGAAUGGUUGUGAGCCCAAUAUUGUAAGUUUCAACACUAUGAUUAAUGGAUACUGCAAGGCUAGAACCAUUGACAAGGCACUCAAUUUAUUCCAAGAAAUACUUCAAAAAGGAAUAAUGACACCUGAUGUUGUUACCUAUAACACUCUCAUUGAUGGACUAUGCAAAGUUGAUAGACUCCCACUUGUCCGUAAAUUGUUCAAGGUUAUGCAAGGUCAUGGAAUCUCUCCUGAUAUUGUUACAUAUGCUUCAUUGCUUGACAGCUUAUGCAAAAAUGCGCUACUUGAUGAGGCAAUAGAAUUACUUGAAGAUAUGGAAUAUAAUGGUGUUAAGCCUGAUAUUGUCAUCUACAAUAGCCUAAUGGACAGUUUGUGUGAAGCUGGGCAACUUGAGAAUGCAGUCAAUUUCUUCUCGGAUCUUGUAUUGAAGGGUUUGCAGCCUAAUGUUAAAACAUACACUAUUAUGACCAAAGGCUUCUGCAUGAAAGGGCUCAUGGAUGAAGCUAGCCAAUUGUUGACAAUGAUGGAGGAAAAUGGUUGUUAUCCUGAUGAUCGUACCUAUAAUACAAUUAUCAGAGGAUAUAUUGUCAACAAUGACUUAUCAAAUGCAUUCUACUACUCUGACCUUAUGGUUAGCAAGGGAUAUGAAGCUGAAGCUGAUACUUUGUCGUUAUUUAUUGGCCUCUUGUCUUCUGAUAAUUUAAGUGACUCGGCAAAGGACCAGAUAAGAAAAUUCAUCAAAUGACUUGAAUAAAAACAGAACAGGAUAAUUAUGACUAAGUUUUGGAGUUUUGAAUUGAAGAAGUAGGCUAUACGCAAUUGCUAUUUAAAUUGCUUUGGGAGAAAUAUCCAAUCGCAGCCUGUUACUGUUGAAGAGAACAAAGAUCGGAAGAAGAAAACUGUGAAGUGAAUUACAGCACGACAAUCAGUUGCUGUGGUCUGUGGAUGCUUAAAUUUCGCUUCCAUAUAGGCAACCUUUCAUGCAUGCAUACAUCUUAUACGUAUUUGUCCAUUAUUUGAUUGCUUAAUAGUUGUAGUUCCUGACUUAGAAAAGCUGAAAUAACUUCAACUUGAAAAGAUACCGAGGGAGCUAGGAGGGAUUCUAGUGGCUGUCAAGCAAAAAACUGAGACCAGUCAUGACAUAUUAAAUGAUCUUCGUCUGCUGCAAGAACAAAACCCUACUGAAGAAACAAUCAUAGUAUGCCCUGUUAUAUGUACUUGAGAUCACUUCCUUUAAA